AUGGAGGAAGCGUCCGAUUUCAUCAAUGAAGCUCUGACUUCGGCUAGGACGAGUAUAAAGAGAACGAAGAGUGGGGAUGUAAUCUCCACGGAGGCACGCAUGAGGGAGACUGUCAAGGACUUCCAAUCGGGGCCGACGGCGAUUCCUAUGCAGCGGUCCUUUGCUGAGGUUACAGGCGAAGAGAAUGGUGUAGCAGGAGACUCUUUCCCCUGGCUAGCUGAUGAGGAAGCUCCGGAUCUGGAUCCUCUGGAUCCUAGCCUGGGUGAGAUCACGAAGUGGGGAUUUCAAACGAUAUUGAAGGAAGAUGGUACAGUUGAAAUUCGCAGCAGUAGAGAAGCAAGAGUGAGGAUGUGCCAGCGGUGGAAGAACGCGCUGAUCGUUAAACUCUUAGGGAAGAAGAUUGGAGUGGGAUUUAUGAAGAAAAGGCUUGAAGCUCUUUGGGCCAAGGCAGGAAGCAUUACGGUGGCUGACCUUGGCAACGAGUAUUUCUCGGUUCGUUUCAGCAACCUAGAAGACCUUAACCUUGCCAUUACUGCAGGACUGUGGAUUAUUCUUGGGCAUUAUCUGGCCACAAGAAUAUGGGAACCGAGGUUUGAUCCUGAUAAAGAAAACAUUCACAAGGUGGCAGCCUGGAUUCGUCUUCCAGGCAUACCUCAGGAGUACUGUGAAUUUCCUUUUUUAAACCAUCUGGGCACUGUGUUAGGGAAGGUGCUUAAAGUGGACAGGACAACUUCCACAGGGGACAGCGCGCUUUGCUCGUAUGGCCAUAGUUCUGACUCGUGUCCAGAGUUUGCAAAGCCUGGACCACCUGCUGGCCAUGAAACUGAGUUGGCUCAACCUGUGGAGGUCCCUGGUCCUCAAGGAAUAGGAUCAUGGACGAUAGUUCAGCGGAGGAAAAAAGGAAAUCAGAACUUUCAGAAGGAAGAUUCGAGCAACACCAGGAAUUUUGGAGAGGACAUCUCCAAUAAAAGUAACACUCUAAGGACUGAGUCGACAACUAGAAGGGUACCUAACCCCCAGGAAGUAGUUCAGGAAAAGAUUCCUAAAGUGGGCACUUCUGUGCUGAAGAAGAACAAGGAGAAUGAGGCAGCUAAGAGUUCCAAACAGGGAUUGAGACUAAGUAUGGAAUUCACUGCUGUGAAGCCGACUAGUAGCUCAGGUCCUGUUCAGCCUGCCAAAAAAGUGUCCACGAAGACUUCAGCUGGCAAAGGAAAAGGCUCUGGAAAUCCUAAAGCCCUUGUUGUGGUUCACAAGAAGAAUAUAUCUAGCAAUUCCACCCCCAACUCUCUUCAUCCCUCUCCAGUGAAGCUCAAGAGUAAGCUAUGGAGUGAUAUGGUGAUGGAAGAAGAGCUUGCUCAACAGGAGGACCGUGCAAAGCUUAAUUGUAAGUUUUCCUCUGCUGUGGGAUUGGGGUGUGAGGACUCUAUGGAGAUUCCUGUUCCUCCUGAUAUUUUCCUGAAUGCAGAAUCAAAGAAGGGGGUAAGCCAAUCAGGUAUGGAAGUUGAUUCUUGCCUAUGCAAUGAUUCGGGUAAUUUAAUUCUUGUUGAUAGGGUUAUUAUCUGUGAUAAAGUGAUGACUGAAACUUGUAAUCAAUGUGCUGCAAAAAAACAAUUCAAGAGCACUUUUUGCAGGUUCUGUAGAAAGCAUAAGGUAGGAUUGGCUGCUAUUUUAGAGCCUAGAGUUAGUGGUAUUAAAGCUAGUAGUAUAAUUCGUAGACUGGGUUUUACUAACCAUUUUGUUGUAGAUGCACAUGGUUUUGCUGGAGGAAUUUGGGUGGUUUGGAAUAAUAAUGAUGUCAAACUAUCUCUCUUGGGGAAGCAUGACCAGUUUAUCUACUGUUGGGUGGAGUUUCCUGGUUUAAAGGGUUUUUUUUGGACGGCUGUGUAUGCCAGUCCGCAGGAGGAAAAAAGAUUACAACUAUGGGAAGAUCUUAAGCACAUUGGGAGGAAUAUGAAUGAGGCUUGGAUCCUUUCUGGGGAUUUUAAUGAAAUCAUGAUGGCUUCAGAAAAAAGGGGUGGAGGGCUAGUAGAUGUGAACAGAUGUAACAGAUUUGCUAACACCUUAAGUGCUUGUGGGGUACUUGACUUGGGGGGAGAUGGUAAUAGAUUUACUUGGAGGGCCCCCAAAUUCUCACACCUUGAUAGAGUUUUCAAGAGGUUGGAUAGGGCUGCUGCGAAUGAAGGGUGGAGGACAGAGUUCGAGGAUGCUGAUGUGCUGGUUCUCCCCAGACUCUUUUCAGAUCAUUGUCCAAUCCUGGGAUUGGAACAGGAAUGUCUUUGGAUUCACUCAGUUAAGGAAGAACAGGGUAAUAGCAGGCUUGAAGGAAUUCAGAGAGCAAUUGACUCCUCUAAUAGCAUCCAGCUUGAGAAAUUGGAAGCUGUUUUGAGAGAUGAGCUAGCAGUCAUUUUGGAUCAAGAGGAACAAAUUUGGUUCCAGAAGUCCAGAACUCAUUGGAUAAAAGGUGGAGACAGAAAUACUAGUUAUUACCACACUAGUACUGUUAUCCGCAGGAAGCUUAACAAGAUUAUUAAACUCCAGGAUGGGAAUGGACAUUGGGUCUCUGGUGAGAGGGAGCUGAUUGCUCUUGUUAGGGAUUUUUUUCAAAAUCUGUUCAAGGCUAGUGCUGAAGAACCCUCUUAG
Molecule: messenger RNA, 2640 nt
Organism: Gastrolobium bilobum
Lineage: Eukaryota; Viridiplantae; Streptophyta; Magnoliopsida; Fabales; Fabaceae
Exons: 4
Coding region: 1-2640 (879 amino acids)
Molecular function (GO): catalytic activity
Source: RefSeq, a predicted model, not a curated record